ACACACUGUGACACAUAGGGGAAGAUGGAAACAAGAAAGAAACACUGAGACAAAACCAGGGAAGAGUCCUCUUUCCUAUCCUCAGCUGAGGGAGGUGUAAAGUUGUCGGAUCUAAUUCACCCUUUUAUCAGGUAAUGCCGGCCUCAAACUAUGACCAGGCCUGUCUCCAGGACUUAUUACCGCUGUACUACAAGCGGCUGUUCCCCUUCGCUCAGUAUUACCGCUGGCUAAACUACGGAGGAGUGCAGAAGAACUACUUCCAGAACCGAGAGUUCUCCUUCACACUCAAAGAUGACAUCUACGUCCGGUACCAGUCCUUCAGCACCCAGGGCGAGCUGGAGAAGGAGAUGCAGAAGAUGAACCCUUACAAGAUUGACAUUGGAGCCAUAUAUAGCCACAGGCCAAAUCAACACAACACAGUGAAGUCAGGGACCUUCCAGGCCCUGGAAAAGGAGCUGGUGUUUGAUAUCGAUAUGACUGAUUAUGAUGAUGUCAGGAGCUGCUGCAGUGCUGCAGACAUUUGCUCCAAGUGCUGGACACUGAUGACCAUCGCUAUUCGCAUCCUGGACAGAGCUCUUCGAGAGGACUUUGGUUUCCAGCACCUGCUGUGGGUUUAUUCUGGCAGAAGAGGAGUGCAUUGCUGGGUGUGCGACGAAGCUGCCAGGAAGCUCUCUGUAGCAGCUCGCUCUGCAGUCGCAGAAUACCUCAGCUUGGUGAAGGGAGGUGAACAGACGGUGAAGAAAGUUGUGCUGUCAGAUCCAAUUCACCCUUUUAUCAGAGAGUCUUUGACUGUGGUGGACCACUACUUUACCCAGUACGCACUACAGGAUCAGGACAUACUCGGCCGCAAGGAAUCUGUAGACAAAGUGCUGGCGCUUGUGCCUGAAGAUGUAAGAAAAGAUUUACAGCAAGACUUCAAGAAUGAGAAGAAACCAGAGACCCGGUGGAAACUGAUCGAGGACCAAGCCAUUAGGAAACAGAGCACUGCCAAGAAGGGCCAACACUUUGAGAAAGAGAUCAUGCUGCAGUAUUGUUACCCACGGCUCGAUGUAAAUGUCAGUAAAGGGGUGAACCACUUGCUGAAGAGCCCCUUCAGUGUCCAUCCCAAAACAGGACGCAUCUCUGUUCCCAUGGACAUCAAAGAACUGGAUACGUUUGAUCCCUUUGCUGUGCCCACAAUCAGUCUGAUCUGUGAAGAGCUGGAUCGACCCAGGAUGGGCGAAGAGGAUGAGAAGUCAGAGGACAUCAAGGACAAGGAGAACGAGAAAGAUGGAGCAGAGCGACGAAAGAUCAGAGAUUACAAAAAAACGAGCCUGGGGAAGUACGUCAAAUACUUUGAUCGGUUCCUGGAUGGAAUGGCUCGUUCGUGGAAAGGAGAUCUUCUCAGAAAAAGUGAUCUUCAGAAAGAAUUUUGAAGUGGAUCAACAGUCAGACAUCAGAUAUAGACGAGACAUCGUAAAUAGCUCCCUGUCACAACGUUUUGGAGGCUUCAUGUUGAAAUUUUUCUGAUGACCAAUAAUUUCCUUCAAUUCUGUUUUAUUAUACUCUUAUGGGACUCAUGAUAAUACAUUUAUCAAUCUCCUUACUGGAAGAUUUUCCAAGUACAAUGUCAGUCUUAUAUUUGUCUGUUUGUUGUCUACUUUUGUUUUUGUACAGUUAAUGUCAAUAAAUGUUUGUACAAUGAA
Molecule: messenger RNA, 1685 nt
Organism: Larimichthys crocea (large yellow croaker)
Lineage: Eukaryota; Metazoa; Chordata; Actinopteri; Sciaenidae
Gene: prim1
Product: DNA primase subunit 1
Exons: 15
Coding region: 135-1415 (426 amino acids)
Biological process (GO): DNA replication, synthesis of primer
Source: RefSeq, a predicted model, not a curated record